AUGGGAGUGGUGGACAACAUUGUUGGUGGGUCAAUUAUACGUUUCACUGCACAUCGACUCGGUGCACAUAUUCGCAAAACAGACGCACCAAAAACAAUGGAGCCAUGUCAACAGGAUGAUGUUUCAUUGAAAAGGACUGUAACUCUCAAUAACAUGCAAUUUAUUCAAGAAAUUAAUGAGGAAG
This is a messenger RNA of Sphenostylis stenocarpa, 184 nucleotides long. NCBI's taxonomy places the organism in Eukaryota, Viridiplantae, Streptophyta, Magnoliopsida, Fabales, Fabaceae. The record is from the annotation of a GenBank genome assembly.